This is a messenger RNA of Protopolystoma xenopodis, 501 nucleotides long. The record is from the annotation of a GenBank genome assembly. Lineage: Eukaryota; Metazoa; Platyhelminthes; Monogenea; Polystomatidea; Polystomatidae.
UAUCAAGAUAAGUUUAGAAUUGUCCCUAUCUUAGUUGGAUCCCUGAAUCCUGAAAGAGAGGCCGUCUAUGGGAAGAUUUUUGCCCGCUAUUUGGCAGAUCCAGAAAACCUGUUUAUCAUCUCUUCAGAUUUCUGCCACUGGGGAAAACGUUUCCAUUAUACUUCCUAUGAUAAACGGCACGGAGACAUUUGGAAGUCGAUAAAGGCGCUUGAUCAUACGGGAAUGCAAAUAAUCGAGAGCAUGAAUCCAAGCGCCUUUUCUGAUUACCUGCAGGACUAUCGAAACACGAUAUGUGGUCGACAUCCUAUCGGCAUACUCUUGAAUGCCAUCGAAACGCUACGUUCCGGCUCAAACGAUAGUGAUGGUAAUAAUGCUCGGACGCUCCACGGAGCAGCUCAGCAGUUCUCCUUAAAAUUCUUGCAAUAUGCUCAAUCAGGACAGUGUCAAAAUAUGGAUGAUUCAUCUGUCAGCUACGCAGCUGCGUCUUUGGUCAUUCAAUAG